Molecule: messenger RNA, 1937 nt
Organism: Astyanax mexicanus (Mexican tetra)
Lineage: Eukaryota; Metazoa; Chordata; Actinopteri; Characiformes; Acestrorhamphidae
Exons: 6
Coding region: 1-651 (216 amino acids)
Source: RefSeq, a predicted model, not a curated record
AUGGGGGUCUCUUCAUCAGGACCACCUUCGCCCACCCGUGCUGAGUCAAAUGUUGAAGCAGAUGUUCAGCUGAUAUUUAACGAGAAUUCCACAAAGCCUGUUCCAGCUACUGCAGACAUUGUGGACACUCUGAAAGGGGCAAUUUCAAACACAAGCUCAGGAUUCAACUUGACAGUGGACCCUGCUAGCAUCACAGUCCUCAGUGUACCGCAGAUGCUCCCUGUUAUAUUCCUGACAAAUGGUACAUUUGUAACAGCUCUUUCAGACUCCACCUCAGACUUAUUUACCAACAGGUCAAUAAUCAUCAAAACAAGUCUUGAACCUUUUUUCACAGCUGACUUCCCUUCAGCGUUCAGCAGCUUGAUAAUUUCAAAUUUCAGUAAUGGAGGUCUCAGCAUGACAGGUCAAACGAGGAUUCUGAAUCAGAUGGACGUCUUUUUUGGGUCGUCUGCUGCACUUCCCAACAGCACCCAGAUCGCACAAACUUUAAUUAAAGCAGCUAAAAACAACACCCUCCCCUUUCAGAUCUUCACCUCACAGAUCACAGUGAAUGGCACGGUAAUAUCAUCAGGUGAAAUCAGCAGCAAGAUCAGCAUGUUUACUGCAACCUUCACAGUAACCAUGUCACUUCUGGUCACAUGGUCCAGCUGAUGAUAACUAUGUUUGGGAUUCAGGAAAAGAAACCAGGUUCUUCUGUCUGGAUUUUCUCCUCUCUAUAGAGUAAAAUACCGUCUGCACUCCCUCAUAAACUAAUCCCUCAUAAGACAAAACAAUGGACAGCAAACUAAAGCUCUUUUUAAAAUUUUUUUGUAUUAUUUUUUAUAUAUUUUUUUUCCAAGUCACAAGGCCAAUUACCCAACUCACUUGUUAGGACUCCCCCUAUCACUAGUGAUGCUACAACACCAGGAGAGUGAAGACUAACACACGCCUCCUCUGUUACAUGUAAAGUCAGACUCCGCCUCUUUUUGAACUGCUGCUACAUCAGCUUGUGCUGAUCUACAUCACCCGAGGAGUGCUGUGGAGAGAGAGCGCCAUCUACCCACCUAGAGAGAGCAGGGCCAGUUGUGCUUUCUCAGGGCUGAUGGCAAGCUGCAUUACCAGGACUUAGUCUGCUGGACCAUUCUGGGCCCUCAGUUGCUAAGAUUUGUUUGAAAUCUGUAGUCUUGUUUUUAUUUUGACAUUGGUAUAAUUUGACUUGGUUUGUAUCUGCAGCAGAAGAGUAGUAAGGAAUAUAUCAGUUAAUACAUGUGGGUGUUCGUUGAUUGGUCAGAUAUUUGUCAGGAACACAUAUUCUUGAUAUAAAUGUCUGAUAUAAAUGUUCUACCCCUACUGUGCAUGAGAACAGAGAUGUUCAAUAUCUGCUUGUGUAUUUUAAUCAAAGUAUAAGUAUAACCCUUACAUAUUUAUGAUUCAUUUUUUAGUUAACUUUUAAUUUACAUACUCAGACUGCAGAUGCGUAGAUCACACAACAGCUGCAUUCCAAAGCCUAAUGCUGGAUUCAAGAUGGACAUAUUGUAUUUACAAGAUGAGUGCACAUGAACAUCACCACAAACUCGUAUUUUCCAGUGUUUUUGUUAAGUCCUGACUUUCCGAAUUGAAGCCAUGUUCACUGAGUUAUUGGAAUUUUCCCAGUGUGUUCCUAUGGUUUGAAACCAAAAGCACUCAAACAGAAGUUAAACUUGUCUGUCUAAAGUCGUUAAUGGAAGUGUUAAUGGAAAACUGUAUGCAACGAAAUGCUGUAGCAAUCGCACUGUAGGCCUAUUUAUUUACCUUUAUAUUAGUAUUGAUCUAUUUCUGAAUUAAUAUUCUCUGUAUCUUUAUAUGUAGCCAAACCAGAAUGCACUGAAGUACUAUCAUAAUUGAUUUACAUAUUUAUUGAAAAACUGUAAUAUAUAUAAUUAUAUACAAACACAUUUUCUAUGUAGCAUGAUAAGUAU